AGUCUCAAACAGACAAAGGAGUCAAACUUUGCUACAUCUCUCUCUCUCUCUCAACGGCUACUUCGUUUUCCCUUCACUGAAAGAUGGAUCUCCGUAGCAACGAUGGCGGCAAUAUCAACAGCACCGAUAUGUGGCAAUGGCAGCAAGAAGGAGAAUGUUGCCUGCCAACAUAUUCCCAAUUUGCUUUACCUCUAUGGGAUGAUACGAUGGGAAAUCAAACUCCACUUCGAGGAUUUGGUGAUUUCGACUUAGACGAAUUGGAUUUUGGUGAUGAGGCCGAGAAGGGCGUGGAGGAAGCAAACGAGGCAUCAAGAGUGAAAAGGCGUCGUGUUCUAAAUUUUUUUUCUGAUGAUGAUGGUGCCACAGCCGUCAAUGAGCAUUUGUCCUCUGAAGUUCGGGAGGACUCGACAUCGGCAAAAAUUUGCACACAAAAUUCACAGUCGAAUCUCACGUGUUCAGAUGAUAGAUUUCUUUUCAGUAAUGAAGUCUUGGAUCCAUCCUCAGAUGAAUGGAUGGAGAACUAUUUCAAUGAUAGUGAGAUGUCUUCCAGUAUGAACGAUCAAGUCAAACUCAAUAGUCAAAUUGAUGUUUCAGAUUUUCUCACUGGAGAACCUGAUAAAAAGACUAAGGUCCUGCCGAACCCCCCUAAACCAUCUACUCUUAGGAUAUUCAAAGGCAGAAAAUCUCAUAUCAGCUCUCUGACAAAGUUAACUACCUCUGUUGCUUAUCCUUUUACCCUCGUCAAACCAUUACAAAUUCAAGGACACGUGACUUUGAAGGACAUAAAUCAACGGAUUCAUUCUCAACCAUCAUCAAGACCUAGAAAUGAGGAGGUUGAUGAUCCUUCAAUCAGUUACCCAACCUCAGCUUUUUCUGGGAAGCCUGUUAUUGGGAAGACUAAGAUUCUCACUGAAGGGGGAAAAGGAAGCAUUACUAUUCUAAGAACCAAAGGCUGAGUAGAUAGCUUCCCUUCUGCAACAUUGGUGCUCAUUUCAGUGAGACAUUAAAACGUUCCUAACAUAAAAGGCUGGCCAUAUAAGUUUAAACUGAGAAAUUUGUGCUGGUGGAAUCUUUUGGAUUCUAUUUUAGUUUUAUUGAUUCAUUGGUGGUGCUACUCUUGUAUUGUAGCUCCAGAGAGAAACUAUUCUGAUGUGUUUUGGCACUAACUUGCCUUUUCAUCCCAAUCAAACAUAUGCUCUUGUUAAGUUCUUAUUAAA
Zingiber officinale is the source of this 1217-nucleotide messenger RNA. Its product is annotated as protein XRI1-like. Gene Ontology annotation, biological process: male meiotic nuclear division; female meiotic nuclear division. Lineage: Eukaryota; Viridiplantae; Streptophyta; Magnoliopsida; Zingiberales; Zingiberaceae. The transcript has 9 exons. The record is from RefSeq and is a predicted model, not a curated record. Bases 84 to 956 code for a protein of 290 amino acids.